Molecule: messenger RNA, 945 nt
Organism: Vitrella brassicaformis
Lineage: Eukaryota; Vitrellaceae
Source: the annotation of a GenBank genome assembly
CCUCGGGGGGCUGCAAGUUGGUAUCUUGCAUCCGCUCCAUCUUUUCCACCUCGACGACCGGAAGGCACGCCACGGGCUCAAAUGUGAAGGACUUGAGCGAGCCCUCGCUCAACAUGGUGGCUGGGCCCUCCCUCUCGCGAGCCGCCUGCCGCCCCGCCACAUGCCCCUCCACCAGUCCGACGACAAUCCCACGGCACCAUCAGGGUGCACUGAAGAAGCGGCCGGGAGAACGCCCCUCCACGCCGUCGGCUGUCCGCGAGUAGCGAUGUGUGAUGGAUUUGAGGUUGAUCAUCUGUCUGCCGAGGUCCCGUGCCGUCUGUGGGGUCAGCUGCUCCCAGAAGCGGCGCUGUCUUGCCUCGCUGCAGUCGAUGACCACCUCAGUGUGGUGCUGCACGACGGCGCUGCUGAGUGGGGAGGGGAGGGGAGGGGGGAGGUCCCACACGGCAUUGGCCAACGCAAAGACGGGGAUGUACACCUCGGGAUCCUGCACACACAGAUACCAUGACGGGUGAAAGGUGAAAGGAUGCCUCGUCUAUCUCCUCGAGUCUUUUCUUUGUGGAUGCUUACGAUGGGAAUGCCCCGACCAGCCAUGGAGCCGAAUCGCCUGUCAGUCAGCAGCCAUCCAGGAAACCCAAACAAAUGAGCAUCCGUGUUUGCCAUGCGGAUCCUGUGAUUACCUGGAAGGCGGCCUCGACACCAUCGGUGUAUGUCGGACUGCCGAGCGGGUCGUCGUUGGCAUUCGAAUCGGCUUCUACGCCAUCCUCACCGUCACCACCUGCAAGAAACGAUAGAGAUACCAGCUGAAACGGAUGGGCACCGCUCUCAUUUUCGUACCUUCCUGCUCCUCAACAACUGUGCUAUGCGCUAGCAUAUCUUGCGAAUCGUCUGCAUCCAUUGCUUGCUGAUAGGCACGACGCUAAUUGACGCUGCGAUUCUUCGGGACAG